CUCCCCCAUUCAUUCAGCCGAGCCCAGGGGCCGAGGGGCUCGGGCGGCCAGCUCUGCUCGGCGGGAGUGCGGGCUCAGGGCCCGGGCCGCCGGGGCGCUUCCUUGCCGCCGCCCUCCGCGCGCCGCGCCGCCCGCCAGCCACCAUGUCCGACCCCGCGGUCAACGCGCAGCUGGACGGGAUCAUUUCGGACUUCGAAGCCUUGAAAAGAUCUUUUGAGGUCGAGGAGGCCGAGACGCCCAACUCCACCCCGCACCGGAGGGUCCAGACCCCUGUGCUCCGGGCCACUGUGGCUAGCUCCACCCAGAAGUUCCAGGACCUGGGCGUGAAGAACUCCGAGCCCGCAGCUCGCCAUGUAGACUCCCUCAGCCAGCGAUCCCCCAAGGCUGCCCUGCGGAGGGUCGAGCUCUCGGGUCCCAAGGCCGAGCCCGUGUCCCGGCGCACGGAGAUCUCCAUCGACAUCUCGUCCAAGCAGGUGGAGAACACCAGCACCGCUGGGCCGUCCCGCUUCGGGCUCAAGCGAGCCGAGGCACUGGGCCACAAGACGCCAGAGCCCACCCCUCGGAGGACGGAGAUCACCAUAGUCAAGCCCCAGGAGUCAGCUCACCGGAGGAUGGAGACCCCUGCCUCCAAGAUCCCCGAGGUGCCCACAGCUCCCACUGCAGACGCAGCCCCCAAGAGGGUCGAGAUCCAGGUGCCCAAGCCAGCCGAGGUGCCCGCCUCCCCCAUCCCACCCCAGACCCUGGAGAAUUCAGAACACACCCUGAUGUCUCAGCUGCAGAACAGGCUGGAGCCCAAGCCCCAGCACCCCGUGGUCGAGGCCCCACCCAAGAGCCAAGAGGCCCCUGAGGCAGCUCUUGGCUGCAUUGGCGACAUGGCCGACACCCCCAGAGACGCUGGGCUGAAGCAGGCGCCCACGCCCCGGAACGAGAAGGCCCCCGCGGACUUCGGCUAUGUGGGAAUUGACUCCAUCCUGGAGCAGAUGCGCAGGAAGGCCAUGAAGCAGGGCUUCGAGUUCAACAUCAUGGUGGUCGGGCAGAGUGGCUUGGGGAAGUCCACCUUGAUCAAUACCCUCUUCAAGUCCAAAAUUAGCCGGAAGUCAGUGCAGCCCACCUCGGAGGAACGCAUCCCCAAGACCAUUGAGAUCAAGUCCAUCACGCAUGAUAUUGAAGAGAAGGGCGUCCGCAUGAAGCUGACGGUCAUUGACACACCAGGGUUCGGGGACCACAUCAACAAUGAGAACUGCUGGCAGCCGAUCAUGAAGUUCAUCAACGACCAGUAUGAGAAAUACCUGCAGGAGGAGGUCAACAUCAACCGGAAGAAGCGCAUCCCGGACACGCGCGUCCACUGCUGCCUGUACUUUAUCCCUGCCACCGGCCACUCCCUCAGGCCCCUGGACAUCGAGUUUAUGAAGCGCCUCAGCAAAGUAGUGAACAUUGUUCCUGUCAUCGCCAAGGCCGACACGCUGACCCUGGAGGAGAGGGUCUACUUCAAACAGCGGAUCACCGCGGACCUGCUGUCCAACGGCAUCGACGUGUACCCCCAGAAGGAGUUUGACGAGGACUCGGAGGACCGGCUGGUGAAUGAGAAGUUCCGAGAGAUGAUCCCGUUCGCCGUGGUGGGCAGUGACCACGAGUACCAAGUGAACGGGAAGAGGAUCCUUGGACGGAAAACCAAAUGGGGCACCAUCGAAGUUGAGAACACCACCCACUGUGAGUUUGCCUACCUUCGGGACCUCCUUAUCAGGACGCACAUGCAGAACAUCAAGGACAUCACCAGCAGCAUCCACUUCGAAGCGUACCGGGUGAAGCGUCUGCACGAAGGCAGCCAUGCCAUGUCCAACGGCGUCGAGGAGAAGGGGCCCGAAGCCCAGGAGAUGUAGACCCACCCUGCCCCCGGGACCCUGCCCCCCAGUCCUUUCCAGCACCACCCCCAGGCCCACCCACAUGCCCCAUUUUAUUUUAUAUAAUUUUCUCCACUUGUCAUCGUUCUCUGCCCCUUUACACGCCGCCAAGUAACAAGAUCACGUGUGCCCUCCUGAGUAUGUGCAUUCUUAGCCACUGACUGUGGGGCUUGGACCGGGUGGGGCCUCGGGCAGGAGGCCGUCCCUCUGGCCGUCCCCGAGGUCUGUGAGAGGCUGGGCCACGGCCAGGAGGGGACCCGCGGCUUCGGUGCCAGCCCCCACCCCCACCCCCCAACUGCAGGCCCAGCUCCGGGUUGCACUUGGCCCCAGCCUCUUGAGUGAGGCAGGCUUGUGCAGGGGAGCUGGCCUGGCCGCCCCGGAGCCCCUUCCUGCCCCCUCUCUACGCGGCCCAGACCCGUAACUCAGAGAGCCCCCGCCCUUGCCCCUCCCUCCCCCCAGGGGAGAAUAGUUAAUUCCAUGAGAUGCAGGUUGCCAAUUGCUUAGACACCGGGAGGCACAUCGCCUGCCGCCCACCUGCGAGCCCGUCCUGGAGCAGAAAGUGCCUUUAUCAGCCGUCCACGAGCCAGCCUUCUCUCCCCCGCUGUCCCCGUCACCGGCACUGGGAACUGGGGACAAGUCGGAGAGAGGGAGCUGUGUCUUCAUCUCUCCAUCGCCUCCCCCCGCCCAGGAUUUGAUUGAGCAUGCAAAGGAAGGAAAAAGAUGCACCCCACUCCAGCCCACCCCCAUGCUUUGGGGGAAGGUCCAAGCAGGUGAAUCUGGUGGAGGAGCUGAGGGAGGAAGAGGCGACCAUGUGGGAAAGGGGGGUGCUGUGUGGGGCCGGGCCUGUUCAGAGCCGCCCACGUGACCCCAGGGCCUGCCCUGCACCGUCCCUCGUGACUGGGAGAGUGUGUUUCUGUCCGUCCGUCUGUCUGUCUGUUCAGAAAUCUCUGGCCUAAGAUGCUCCACCCCAGGUACACAUUCAGCCUUCUUGGCCCAGGCCUCGCUGACCUUGACCCCAGAAGCUUUUCGUCGCCCUAAAUGUUCCUGGGCUCCUGCAUCCCAGAGCCCAUCGUAAAGACCGCACCGCCCCCCCAAAGAGGGAGAGGUCAGGAGGCAGGUGUGCAUGGCCCCUCAUCGGGCUGCAGCCCGGGGUUUUACGAGCAGGGCUUGGCCGGUCACUCCCGCUCCCUCACCCUGCGUCUCCACGCACGGCAGAAGGCAGGUGCUUCUCCCUGCCUUCUGGAGAGCCAGGGGGCUGGCGCAGGUCAUGAGAUUAGACACAGGGGAGGUACACGUCUGUCUGCAAGCAGCGGGAGGAAGGGGAUGCAGACAGGCCUGUGCAGGGUGUGCGUGUGCGCGUGUGCGUGUGUGUACGAUGUCCUUGCAUUGUGUGCUCACUCCCCACCUGAGACAGGAAGGACCCCUCAGCGAAACCAUUGACUUGCCGACUUGCCAUGUUUUUGCCAAAACCAAGAUUUCGAAGGACACCUCCAGCUUCAGUGGUGGGGCGAGGGCGCGGGGCAGCCCCCCGGGCGGGACGGACCCGCUUUCCUUCUCUGUAGCCAGAUCGUGACAGAUCGUGACUUUUCACUGGCUUCUGUCCCACAGUGGCCUUUUGCUCUGUGCCUCCUGAGAAAUUCGUCUUUUUGUAUAAAUAACAAAGUGUUGAAACUGUAUUUCCUGAAAUAAAUGUCCGAACGCGAACGUGGCGGGGGGGACGUGCCCCUCUCCCAGACCCCAGAGGCACGGUUCUCCUUGGGGAGGAAGCCGCUGUCGCCGCGGUUCUGGGGGCUGCUGAGCCUCGUGCCGGGGCGCCGCGUUUGGGGGCUUCGGAAGCCCGCGUGUACGUGGAAAGCCAGGGGCAAGGCUUGCCCACACGGAGGCGCCGCAAGUGGCUUUCGUUCCUGUAUUGUCGGAAAUAAAGUUUCUCUUCUGGAAUCUC
This is a messenger RNA of Callorhinus ursinus (northern fur seal), 3843 nucleotides long. The record is from RefSeq and is a predicted model, not a curated record. Lineage: Eukaryota; Metazoa; Chordata; Mammalia; Carnivora; Otariidae.